Messenger RNA from Acomys russatus (golden spiny mouse), 1097 nucleotides. RefSeq names its product short chain dehydrogenase/reductase family 39U member 1 (gene Sdr39u1). The record is from RefSeq and is a predicted model, not a curated record. The transcript is spliced from 5 exons. Bases 153 to 1076 code for a protein of 307 amino acids. Lineage: Eukaryota; Metazoa; Chordata; Mammalia; Rodentia; Muridae.
UCCUAAGCAGACAACCUAGCCUUGGUUCCCCGGCCCCGAAAGCUGAAUCUCUGAAACCCCGUGCCCUGUGUCACCUCUGCACCGCGGGGCGGGUGGAGGAGAAGAGAGGACUUGUGUGAGAUGGGACCAAACCCCUAAGGGGCCGCCCGCAGAUGGCCUGCCCCCACCCUCUGAGUGAACAGUUUGUGCUCCCCCCCCCCCCAUCAGGUGGCGGGACGGGAUUCAUUGGGACAGCCCUAAGCCAGCUGCUGAAAGCCAGGGGUCACGAAGUUACGUUGGUCUCCAGACAGCCUGGGCCAGGUCGAGUCACGUGGAGUGAGCUCAGUAGGGCGGGGCUGCCCCUCUGCGAUGUUGUCAUCAACCUGGCUGGCGAGAACAUCCUCAACCCUCUCCGAAGAUGGAAUGCAGCCUUCCAAAAAGAAGUUCUCACCAGCCGCCUGGAUACCACCCACUUGCUAGCUAACGCCAUCACCAAAGCUGCACACCCACCCCAGGCUUGGAUACUAGUCACAGGUGUAGCUUACUACCAGCCAAGCCUAACGGAGGAGUACGAUGAGGACAGCCCAGGCGGGGACUUUGACUUUUUCUCCAACCUGGUAACCAAAUGGGAGGCGGCGGCCAGGCUUCCUGGGGAGUCUACGCGCCAGGUUGUAGUCCGUUCAGGGGUUGUGCUGGGCCGUGGGGGCGGUGCCAUUGGACACAUGCUCCUGCCCUUCCGCCUGGGCCUAGGAGGCCCCAUUGGUUCAGGUCACCAGUUCUUCCCGUGGAUACACAUCGGUGACCUGGCAGGAAUUCUGAAUCACGCCCUAGAAGCAAACCACGUCCAAGGAGUCCUGAACGGAGUGGCUCCAGCAUCUACCACUACCAAUGCCGAGUUCGCCCAAGCCUUGGGGGCCGCCCUGGGCCGCCCAGCGGUCAUACCCGUCCCCAGCACCGUGGUGCAAGCAGUCUUUGGACGAGAACGUGCUACCAUGCUGUUGGAAGGCCAGAAAGUGGUCCCACGGCGGACACUGGCCACCGGCUACCAGUAUGCCUUCCCAGAGUUGGGGGCUGCCUUGAAGGACGUGGUGGCGUAAGCAGAGCGGGAGCCCCAAGGC